AUGGAAUACGCAGAAACAGACUAUGUGUUUUUGGUCGAUGUGGAUUUCGUCCCGAGCAUGAACCUUUCUGAAUCUUUGGAGGUUACGGCAUUAAAGCGGUUUGAUCCCCUAACCACCUAUGGAGACCGGUCAGAACCCUCCAGCGGUGAGCGAAGGUGCUUCAUCGUGCCAGCUUUCGAGAUCAAGGAAAGCAAGGACCCACUGCCGAACACAAAAGGGGAUCUGCUGUCCCUUUGGGGCCAAGGAUUUGUUCAGCCUUUUCGUCACGAAAUCUGGACAGCUGGACACACGGCAACAGACUACGCCAAAUGGAAAGAAAUAUCGGAACCGUAUGAGGUGACGGAUUUAUUGAUGCAGUCAGUAUAUUGGUCGAGUUCCUUUGCUUUGGUGAUAUGUGCUGCGAUUUUCAUACGCUUCUCCAAAUCAGCACACUAG
Molecule: messenger RNA, 435 nt
Organism: Dicrocoelium dendriticum
Lineage: Eukaryota; Metazoa; Platyhelminthes; Trematoda; Plagiorchiida; Dicrocoeliidae
Source: the annotation of a GenBank genome assembly